This is a messenger RNA of Echinococcus granulosus, 2076 nucleotides long. RefSeq names its product Centrosomal protein. Lineage: Eukaryota; Metazoa; Platyhelminthes; Cestoda; Cyclophyllidea; Taeniidae. The coding region runs from base 1 to 2076 and encodes 691 amino acids. The record is from RefSeq and is a predicted model, not a curated record. The transcript has 11 exons.
AUGCUGACACCUUAUCGGUAUAGCCCGAAAAAUUUUAGCUGUCUGAUUCCAUAUUUUGAUGUCUACGAAGGGGAACUGAAACAGCUGAUCAUAGACCUUGAUAAUUUAGUGGAACGGAAGAAAUUAGAAUGGAGCAACAGAAUUAGGACAGCCGAGGCGAAAUUAGCUGAAGAAAAGAAGACUCAUUGUAGAACGAAAUCCCUGGUAGCCUUGAAGGAUGUAGAGAUUGUAAAAUUAACUCAACGUGCUCAAUAUCUGAAGGAGUGCAAUGAAGCGGUGAAGUUGGAUUACGAACGCCAGAUCGAGAGCCUGAAAAACUCGUCGAAUAUGAUGUCGGAAAGUCUUAUUAAACUGCAAGCAAAAUAUAGUAAAUGGCGGUCUCGGUGCCACGUGUCUGAUGUGCACACGCGGAAUAUUGGGACUUACUGCAAUAAUCUAGCUGGAGGCAAUGAUGCUCGUGAGGCUGCACCUGCCGUUUUGAUUGCUUCUUUAAAGCAAUCGAAUGAAAUCGAAUCGCAAGUUGCUACGAAAACAUUGGAAAUUAACGAACAAAGGGCUCAACUUGAUUCUCUUGAACGCGACUUUCGUGCGCAGAUACAAAAGGUUGAGCAGCAGGUUCAAGAACUUAUCGCUUCGAAGCGUGUACAAGAUCAGGAAAUUCUUUCCCUAAGGCAAAAAGAAAACUGCCGUCCAGCCACUCGCAACUUUAGGCUUCAGUGGUCGCCACCAAAGCUGCACAUUACCACGAGCGAGGUUUCCACACAAGUGCAUCACAAACCCAAUGUGCACUGCACAUCCACAAUGACCGACUGUAAAUAUUUCGGACCUUCAAAAUCCGAUAUCAUUAUAGCAAAGCUAGAGGAUGAAAUUUCACAGAAAAACGAUCGGAUUAGAGAAAUGGAAGAUGGCUACGCUGCUGCUAUGAAGCUGAUAGAGGAAUUAAAAGUGGGAAUCGAGGAGGGUAAGGCGGCUCUCGCGCACAAAUGUGCUGAACUGGAACAGGUGAGGCUCCGCAUACGACCUCGUGAACGACAGAGUUUCCAGUCGAAGGCAUGUCAAUCUGAACCAGUUGGGUACUGUGACCGUGGUGUUGACUGCAAACCUACUCAAACUCAGGCCGUCGAAUGUCAGGUACCUGAGGUUUAUCCGGACUCCUCUGUGAACAAUAUCCCAGGUUUUCUCGCGGAAGCACUAAUGGUGUUGGAUGAGGGUCGCUAUGCCGUGUCACCGGCAAUUCAGGAGGAAAUCGAAUUGGCGAAUGUCAAUGCUAUGGAGCUUAGAUGCGAAUCUCAAACCAAGCCUUCUGAAUUUUCAGGUCUCGAUGACAGAAUCCCUUUAGCCACUCAAACAGAAGUCAACGUGUCUGUGGAUACUGUUGAUGUCUCUAACGAGAGCGGUACAAACGUCCAGGCCCUCCUAGCUGACUGGAACUCUACAGAAAACCAAUGGGUUAGCCAUCUGAAGAGUAGCUCGGCCCGCUCGAGCCCAACCUGGAUGACAGCGGUGCGGACGAAGCAGGCGGAUUUGACGGUCGGUGACACCGAGAGUGCUCCUGCCGUCGCCAUUGUCACGGCGCCUGCUACUACAGUAGCCGUCACUACCUCUAUUGCUGAGGGAGUUUUCUGCUCACCGCCUUGGCUGUCAAACAAAGAAUGCGAUGUCGAAUCCACUUACAGGAGUAACACCAAGCGUGAUCAGCAAGAUAUCGGCGUACCUCCAUCGGCGGAUUCAACACCUGCAGACUUCGCCGGUGUCACACUAGCUAAUACUCAGAAAGUCCCAGAAGGAACUCCUCAAUUGUUCUUCAGUGCUGCGCGGUCAUCCCACUUCACACUGACUUCUGUAUCUGCUGAUGGAGAUGCUUGGAACGAGCCUAGAAGUCCAUCGAAAGGACGAGACAGCUUCUUCGGCCUGGGAAUUUGGAACGAUGAUGACGUGGAGCAGUUGGCGGUUCACUUUCUGGCGACGGAACGCGAGCACUCAACAUCCCUUGAGGCGGCGAUCGAGCGACAUCUCGAGGACCUACGCCUCAACGUCGCCUCCUCGAGUCUCCCUCUCGUGCCCUCUGCGCAGUAG